AUGGAGGCUGUUGAAUCGGAAAGAAUUCACGAAAGUUGCAUCCAGGACAGCCAUUGGGUUCGUGGUCAUGGGAUUCAUCGGCUUCUUUGUGAAACUAAUUUUCAUCCCCAUCAACAACAUUAUCGUCGGAUCGUAAUCAAGAUCUCGGGUCGUCCAUGGAGGAUAGAUAGGUCACAGGUUGUAUCAAGAAUUCACGGAUAUCAUCACAUUGCAGUUGUGUUGAUUGGGAAGUGCAACUACUAUGUGUGUUAG
Molecule: messenger RNA, 252 nt
Organism: Closterium sp. Naga37s-1
Lineage: Eukaryota; Viridiplantae; Streptophyta; Zygnematophyceae; Desmidiales; Closteriaceae
Source: the annotation of a GenBank genome assembly